This is a messenger RNA of Rotaria socialis, 876 nucleotides long. The record is from the annotation of a GenBank genome assembly. NCBI's taxonomy places the organism in Eukaryota, Metazoa, Rotifera, Eurotatoria, Philodinida, Philodinidae.
AUGACUAUUGUUGGAGGUAACGGGGAUGGGGAUGCCACUAAUCAACUCUACUGCCCUCAAGGUCUCUUCGUUGAUGAUGAUCAAACAGUGGUUAUUGCUGACUGGAGGAAUAAUCGUAUCAUGCAAUGGAAGAACGGUGAUACAACGAAUGGACAAGUUGUUGCUGGUGGUAAAGGCCAAGGAAAGGGAUUACAUCAAUUGGCUUUUCCAACUGAUGUUUUAAUUGACAAAGAGACGGAUAGUCUCAUUAUUGCUGAUGCAGCGAAUAAACGAGUUGUACGAUGGUCUCGUCGUAGUGGUACAACACCAGGUGAAAUACUCAUCGACAACAUCUCUUGUUAUGGAUUAGCAAUGGAUGAACAGAGAUAUCUCUACGUCUCUGACUACGAAAAACAUGAAGUAAGACGAUAUCAAUUGGGCGAGAAGAAUGGCACUCUUGUAGCUGGUGGUAAUGGAAAAGGUGAUGGUCUCAAUCAACUCAAUUUGCCGACAUAUCUCGUUGUCGAUCGACAACAGAAUGUCUAUGUAUCAGACAACAGCAAUCAUCGUGUAAUGAAAUGGAAUAAAGGCGCAAAAGAAUGUAUUGUGGUUGCUGGAGGACAAGGCGCAGGAAGUGCUCUGACACAAUUGUGUCGUCCUAAUGGAAUCUUCGUUGAUACAAUGGAUACACUCUAUGUAGCAGACUUGGGGAAUCAUCGUGUAAUGCGUUGGACUCAAGGAGACAAGAAACAAGGCGCUGUAAUUGUGGGUGGAAAUGGUUCAGGAGCAGGAGAAAAUAAGUUCAGCGGCCCCGUUGGUUUGUCUUUCGAUCGACAUGGUAAUCUCUAUGUCGCGGAUCGUGAUAAUGCUCGUGUUCAACGAUUUUCUAUCAAAUAA